GUGAGGCGCGAGGGGAGAGUGGGUACGCGUCCACAAACUACUGGAUGGAUCGCUUUCUUGGUAUACCGGAUAAGACCUCACUUGCUGACCUCUUCUACUCUCCUCCUCUUCUAUUCUUUCCCUCUCGAAAUGCGAUUUCCGCGGGUUUCCGUGGGGUUCCUCUUUCUUGUCACUCACAACGACUGCGAGGCAUAGCAUACUCCUCCGAGUAAAGCCCCUAGUCCUAAUGGCAGCAAUCUCUUCCGUCUCCUUCGCCUCGCUGCGGCAAGCCUCUUCGGAGAGGAGACCGACGCCCUCCGCCUUUGGAUCCUUCGCCACUUCGGCUUUCAGAGGCCCUCGAUUCAGACCCCCUAAGCUGCGCUCUCGAAAGGUGGUCCAGUGCGUGGCGGCCACCACCGAUGUGCCGCCCACUGUAUCAGAAACAAAGUCAAAUUUUCUCAAGUCAUACAGGCGGCCUAUUCCGAGCAUAUACAAUUCUGUAUUGCAAGAACUCCUUGUGCAGCAUCAUCUGAUGAGAUACAAAAGAACUUAUCAGUAUGAUCCUGUUUUUGCACUUGGCUUUGUCACUGUAUUUGAGCAGCUGAUGGAAGGAUAUCCUAGCAAUGAUGAUCGAGAUGCCAUCUUUAGAGCAUAUAUCCAGGCCUUAAAAGAGGAUCCUGAACAGUACAGAUGUGAUGCACAAAAGCUGGAAGAGUGGGCUCAAGCUCAAAAUGCUAAUUCAUUAGUAGAUUUUUCUUCGAGAGAAGGUGAGGUCGAAGAUAUUUUGAAAAAUAUUUCUGAACGGGCUCAGGGUAAGGGAAAUUUUAGCUAUAGUCGAUUCUUUGCCAUUGGACUAUUUCGUCUGCUUGAGCUGGCAAAUGCAACAGAACCAACAAUCUUAGAAAAGCUUUGUGGUGCCCUAAACAUAAACAAACGAAGUGUGGAUAGGGACCUCGAUGUAUACCGCAAUCUUCUUUCAAAAUUGGUCCAGGCCAAGGAACUUCUGAAGGAGUAUGUCGAUAGAGAAAAGAAGAAAAGGGAGGAGAGAGUAGAAUCUCAGAAGGCUAAUGAGGCUAUUACUAAAUGCAUGGGAGAUUCUCAUUUCGCAAGACGAUAACUUCAGCAAGCCUUUUGAACUGUUUGAAAGCUUGAUGAAACUUCAGCUUGCCUUUCCUUUUAUCUUCACUGGAGCAAGGUGGAAACUUCAAGCAACUUGUUAUAUGUAUGAAGAUAUUUUUCACAUUUGGUGUUUAUUAUUUGAGUUUGAGGAUCCAAAUGUUUCUUAUUUAUUCAGCUGCACCAUUUUUUUAUACUUUUGUUUCGUACAUGCAUGCGGCAUCAUAAUGCAGGCUUUUUCACUUGCAACA
Elaeis guineensis (African oil palm) is the source of this 1346-nucleotide messenger RNA. RefSeq names its product protein THYLAKOID FORMATION1, chloroplastic. The record is from RefSeq and is a predicted model, not a curated record. Gene Ontology annotation, biological process: protein import into chloroplast stroma; protein import into chloroplast thylakoid membrane; thylakoid membrane organization. Gene Ontology annotation, cellular component: chloroplast thylakoid. Lineage: Eukaryota; Viridiplantae; Streptophyta; Magnoliopsida; Arecales; Arecaceae.